Molecule: messenger RNA, 2580 nt
Organism: Aspergillus pseudonomiae
Lineage: Eukaryota; Fungi; Ascomycota; Eurotiomycetes; Eurotiales; Aspergillaceae
Product: putative GABA permease
Exons: 7
Coding region: 1-2580 (859 amino acids)
Biological process (GO): transmembrane transport
Cellular component (GO): membrane
Molecular function (GO): fatty-acyl-CoA binding; transmembrane transporter activity
Source: RefSeq, a predicted model, not a curated record
AUGCGUCAAGGCUCCGCCGAUGCCAACGCCGACGCGGCGUUGGCCCGGAUGGGCUACAAGAGUGAAUUGCCUCGCAACCUGAGCAUGUUGAGUAUCCUCGGUCUCUCCUUCGCCAUCAUGGCCGCACCCUUCGGUCUCAGCACCACCCUGUACAUCACCCUCACCGACGGCCAAUGCGUGAGCAUCAUCUGGGGCUGGGUCCUCGUCACCAUCAUCUCCAUUGGUAUCGCCGCCUCCCUCGCCGAAAUCUGCGCCGUGUACCCGACCGCCGGCGGCGUCUACUACUGGAGCGCCAUGCUGUCAACGAAGGAAUGGGCCCCGAUGAUGUCGUUUGUGGAUGGCUGGCUGACCCUCGUGGGCAACUGGACGGUCACCCUGAGCAUUACCUUCUCCGGAGGACAGCUGAUUCUGAGUGCCAUCUCGCUGUGGAACGAGGAUUUCGUGGCCAAUGCCUGGCAGACCAUCCUCAUGUUCUGGGCAGUGAUUUGGGUCUGCGCGAUGGUCAACAUCUUCUUUUCCCGAUGGCUGGACAUCAUCAACAAAGUGUGCAUCUUUUGGACUGCAGCGAGCGUGGUGAUCAUCUUGAUUACCCUCCUGACCAUGGCGGACCAUCGCCACGACGGUGCAUAUGUCUUUGGCCAUUAUGAUGCGUCGCAGAGCGGAUGGCCAUCGGGAUGGGCCUUCUUCGUCGGCCUCCUUCAGGCGGCAUAUACCUUAACGGGGUAUGGCAUGGUGGCCGCCAUGUGUGAAGAGGUGCAGAACCCACACCGCGAGGUCCCGAAAGCGAUCGUCCUCUCGGUCGUCGCCGCUGGCAUCACCGGCGUCGUCUACUUAGUCCCGAUCCUCUUCGUCCUGCCCGACGUCAAGACCCUGCUCAACGUCGCCAGCGGCCAACCCAUCGGCCUGGUCUUCAAAACCGUCACCGGGUCCGCCGCCGGCGGAUUCGGUCUUCUCUUCUUGAUCCUGGGUAUCCUCAUGUUCGCAGGAAUCGGGGCCCUCACCGCUGCCAGUCGAUGCACCUACGCCUUCGCUCGCGACGGCGCCAUCCCCGGAUUCCGCAUCUGGCGCAAGGUCAACGACCGCCUCGACGUGCCCGUGUACGCCAUCCUCCUCUCCACCGUCAUCGACUGCCUCCUCGGCCUGAUCUUCUUCGGAUCCACGGCCGCCUUCAACUCCUUCACGGGCGUCGCCACCAUCUGCCUCUCCACCUCCUACGGCGUCCCCAUCCUCAUCAAUGUGAUCCGCGGGCGCCAGGCCGUCAAGGAAUCGACCUUCUCCCUAGGCCGCUUCGGAUACGCCAUCAACAUCGUCACCGUCUGCUGGAUUGUGCUGGCCGUGGUGCUCUUCUGCAUGCCCGUGUCGCUGCCGGUCGAUGCGUCGAGCAUGAACUACGCCAGCGUCGUGUUCGCGGGCUUCGCCGCGAUUAGUAUCACUUGGUAUGUCGUGUAUGCGAGGAAGCAUUUCACGGGCCCGCCUGUCACGAGCGAAGACACAUAUCGAGUCUUCGUCCACGCCCUCAACACCGUUAAACGCAUCCCCCGUACCGGCACCGCCCGGCCGCCGGCCUCGGAGCGAUUGAAGCUCUAUGGCCUGUACAAACAAAGCAUGGAGGGCGACGUGGAGGGGGUGAUGGACCGACCGGUCGGGAACACGGCGGAUGUGUAUGCGGAGUGUGAGAAGUGGGAUGCAUGGUUCGCGCAACGUGGAUUAUCCCGCACCGAGGCCAAACGUCGAUACAUCUCCACGCUCAUCGAGACCAUGCACCGCUAUGCGUCGCAGACGCCCGAGGCCCGCGAGCUGGUUUCCGAGCUCGAGUUCGUCUGGGACCAGGUCAAGAUCAAUACCUCCGCGUCGUCGGCGUCCAGUAGUAGUCCCGUGCAGGCUGUUGCUCCGCCCUUGUCGCUGUCCCAGCCUAGCUAUGGGAGCAUCGGGGGUCGCUUGGCUCGCCCUGACUAUGAGCAUAUGGUGGCUACGGCGCGCGGCGGUGACUCGCGGCUACGCGUGCUGAGUCCCGUGAGUCAGCCGGAGGAAGUGUUUCAGCGGCAUGGGUCCCGUGGGGUCCCGGUGCAGGAGGACGAUGACGAGGAUGAGGAGUAUGCGGAGGCGCAGGAUAAUCUUGACGAAGAUGAUGACGAUCAUGACCACGACGAUGGCUCGUAUAACAAUGGCCCCGAGGAGGGGAGUGAGCCGGACGCCGAUGAGGCCGUACGACGCGGUCGUGGGCGCACCGGCCCCAAGAAACCCCCGGAUGUCGAUCCUCGGCGGUGGCGGCGCAGAGUCGAGCAGGCCUUGACGAGCAUGACCGCCGAGAUUGCCGCGGUUCGGGAGCAGAUGGAAGCCCGUGCUGUGGCUCACCGGCGGCGGAAUAGCCUCUGGGCGUGGCUGAAAUGGCUCGUCUGGGUCACGCUCCGCCAGGUCAUCUGGGACCUGGCCAUUCUGGGGAUGCUGUUGAUCUGGAUGCGCAUUCGCGGAGACCGACGGCUGGAGAACAAGCUCAAGGUCGGGUGGGCCGAGGUGAAGACGCGAUUGUUGAAGUUGAAAGGGCUUCGACGGAUGUCCAAGGUACAUAAAUGCCCUUAG